This is a messenger RNA of Thermothielavioides terrestris NRRL 8126, 1584 nucleotides long. RefSeq lists its product as uncharacterized. The transcript is spliced from 2 exons. Gene Ontology annotation, cellular component: cytoplasm; mitochondrial intermembrane space. Gene Ontology annotation, molecular function: coproporphyrinogen oxidase activity. The record is from RefSeq and is a predicted model, not a curated record. Lineage: Eukaryota; Fungi; Ascomycota; Sordariomycetes; Sordariales; Chaetomiaceae. The coding region runs from base 276 to 1502 and encodes 408 amino acids.
CGAUUCCCGAUUCCCAACAGGCUCCAGUCCCGGCGCUCUGGAUUUCGCGCGAACAUCUGAUUUCGACGGCCAUAUCACCUGAGCGCUGUACGUGUACCGGCCGGGCUCACCCCAACUCCAGGCGAGGAUUCCAGCGGCGCUUGCCGAUUCGUAGCGCGCCAUAUUUGGAAGGUGGCCUUAUUCCCGCAGCUGGAAUCGCCUGAUCCUCGCCCCGGCCUGGUACCUGUCUGGCGACCGCCAUCGAGUGUCCGGCCCAUGAUAUAGCUGCCGUCGCGAUGGCUUCUCGGCGGCCAGCCCUUCGCCUUCUUGCGCAAUGCAGCUCACGCAGCCAAUCGAGUGGCUGGCGCUGUCGCAGAGCAUUAUCGAGCCUCCCCAGUUCUGCAACUACCAGUGAGGCCCCUGCGCCGCUCAGGAGAUACUUGGGUUGGGCAGCCUUCGGUCUCCUGGUCGCCUCACCGCUGGCCUACAAGAUGGCGCUCGACGAACCGCUCAGGAUGGACAGCCCGACUCUUGCCGAGCGCGACCAACAGCUAAAGGCCGAGCAGGGCGUAUCGGACGUGUCGCCCAUGCGCCUCCGCAUGGAAAAAUUUGUCAAGGAGCAGCAGAAGCUCAUCGUGCAGGCGCUGCAGGAGGUGGACGGCACCAAGUUCCGGGUAGACGAGUGGCAGCGCAAGGAGGGCGGUGGCGGCAUCACCUGCGUGCUGCAGGACGGCAACGUCUUCGAGAAGGCCGGCGUCGGCGUCAGUGUCGUCUACGGCACCUUGCCAAAGCCGGCCAUCCUGAAGAUGCGCGCGAACCACAAGAACAUCGCCGACGGCGACAACAUCCCCGACAGCCUCGAGUUCUUUGCCGCGGGGCUCAGCCUGAUCGUGCAUCCCAAGAACCCGAUGGCGCCGACGGUGCACCUCAACUACAGGUACUUCGAGACGGCCAACCCAGACGGUUCGCCCGGCGCCUGGUGGUUCGGCGGCGGCUGCGACCUGACGCCGUGCUAUCUGUUCGACGAAGACGCGGUGCAGUUCCACAAGGCAAUCAAGGACGUGUGUGACAAGCACGACAAGGAGUACUACCCGAGGUUCAAGAAGUGGUGCGACGACUACUUCUACAACAAGCACCGCGGCGAGGGCCGCGGCGUCGGCGGUAUCUUCUUCGACGACCUGGACGAGUCGGUUUCCGACCGGGAGAACCUGUUCGCGUUCGUCCAGGACGCGCUCAAGUCGUUCUUGCCGACCUACAUCCCCAUCGUGAACCGGCGCAAGGACAUGCCGUUCACGGAGAAGGAGAAGGAGUGGCAGCAGGUCCGGCGGGCGCGGUACGUCGAGUUCAACCUGGUGCAUGACCGGGGCACCGCGUUCGGCCUGAACACGCCCGGGGCGAGGGUGGAGAGCAUCCUCAUGAGCAUGCCCCUGACGGCGAGCUGGAGGUAUAUGUAUGAGCCAGAGCCCAAGAGCCGCGAGGCACGGCUCGUCGAGGUGCUGAAGAAUCCCAAGGAGUGGGUAUAGAACUGUGUGAGCGAUCUGUAUUCUACCAGCGAUAUCAAAUCUGUAAAUUUUUAGGAAUACACAAACCUGCGUCCAAGGAUUC